Molecule: messenger RNA, 5965 nt
Organism: Panonychus citri (citrus red mite)
Lineage: Eukaryota; Metazoa; Arthropoda; Arachnida; Trombidiformes; Tetranychidae
Product: E3 SUMO-protein ligase ZBED1-like
Exons: 2
Coding region: 79-1797 (572 amino acids)
Molecular function (GO): DNA binding; protein dimerization activity
Source: RefSeq, a predicted model, not a curated record
UCACCAUUGUUUUAUCUUUUGAUUUUUAAACAGUUUGUCUUUUCUUUUGUUAAAGAGUUUAUAUUGUUUUUUAUCAUAAUGCCAAAGCCAAAAUCGAGCAAAAUAUGGAAAUAUUUUAGUGUUAAUGGUGAAAGUGAUCCUAAAUGUGUGAUUUGUGGAAAAUCAAUAAAAUCAACAGGAAACACAACCAAUUUAAUGAAACAUUUGAAAGCAAACCAUUUUAGUGUUUUCAAUGAUUAUAGUCAAACUAACCAGGAUGAUACAGCAAAAAUUGAUACUUUUAUAAGUGAUAUCAAUUCAAUAAAAGGUGGUGAUAUGAACAAGAAUAUUAACUCUAAGUUAUUGUGGUGGAUAAUAAAGAAUGCACAUCCAUAUCGAGUAUGUGAACAAAAAGGAUUUAAAGAAUUCAUUACAUCGUUGAAUAAACAUUAUUCUCCACCAUUAAAGGACAAAGUUAACCGAUUGAUAAGAGAGUUAUAUGAUACGAAAAAAUCUCAAGUUACCAUGUUUUUAAAUAAUGUUAAGGGUCUAUCGUUAACAUCCGACGGAUGGAAAGAUGUGUCAAACCAAAUAUCUUAUAUUGGAUUAACUGCUCAUUUCAUUGAUGAAUAUAAAUUACACAGUGUUUGUUUGAAAGCAAAUCAGAUCCAAGAAAGUACCAGUGAUAAUAUAUCAUCAAUAUUUGAUCAAACUAUCGAGGAUUGGGGGAUUUUAAAAGAAAACAUCAUGUGUAUUACUACAGACGGUGCAGCUAAUUAUUCAAGAGCUGCUAAGUCAGUCAGUAAUCAUAUUCAUUGCAUCGCUCACCAAUUGAAUUUGAUUGUUGAGGACGGACUGGAAAAUAGCAUAACCUUAUCUCAACUCAUCUGUAGAACGAGAGAGAUUGUAACAGCUUUCAAGAGAAGUAGCGUUCUCAUGUCAUCACUUACAUCAUUACAAGAAGAACGCAACGAAUCAUCUCUCAAGUUAAUUCAAGAUGUUCCAACCCGUUGGAACUCAACUUACCACAUGAUAGAACGGUAUCUUGUUCUGCAUAAAGAGAUCUCUUGUGCUCUCAUCGAACAUGACAAACGUGAUAUUGAUCUCUCAUCAGAGGAUGUUGAACUACUCAAGGAAGUGUCAAAGGUUCUACAACCCUUUGAUGAAAUUACCAAAGAUAUUUCAGGAGAGAAAUACAUAACAAUUUCGAGGAUAAUCCCAGUGAUCAACAUCUUGAAGUCGUUAUUGACUAAACUUGUCUUGUGGGAGAGAUCAACUAAGGCCCUUGUCGUAACCUUCUUGACCAGCAUCGAAAGACGCUUUGGUGGGUUGGAGAGGAAUAAACUUUUUGCCUUUUCAACUUUACUCGAUCCUCGGUUUAAGAAAAUUGAUUUUAAUUCAACAAGUGAUUGCUCAGAUGCUGUCGUUGAGCUCAAUAAACUGUUAACUCAGGUUGAACUUUCUCAGAAUUUACCUGAACCUGAAGAGGAUAUUGGUAUUUGGAGUGUACACAAUAAGCGAGCCAAAGCUCUUACUGCAACAAAAACAGCACUUGACAGUGGAUUAAAACAUUACCAGGACUCAGAUGUUCUCCCAUUGACUGAUGAUCCGCUGUCAUUUUGGAGAAAUAACAAACUCAAUUGGCCUCAGUUGCACAAUUUAGCUUUAAAGUAUCUAUGUAUACAACCAACUUCCGUACCAUGUGAACGCCUUUUCUCCAAGACAGGAUCUAUCAUCACAGAAAAACGUAAUCGUUUGAAGCCAAAGAAUGUCGAUAUGCUUUGUUUUUUAGAGUCACUACCUCAAGAAUUCAUCUAAUAUUGUUAAUACUUUAUCGAUACUUAGCAAUAUAAAUAUUACCAAUAUUAUCGAUAUUUUGUAUAACAAUACUUUUGAUACCAAUAAAUACUUUGCAAGAGUAUUGCGAAACUCUAGUUUGUGUUUCAGCUGAUUUAACAGCCGCUCCCAUCCAGUUACCAGAUGGCCCUCUCAUUGAGGGUUGACGCAUGGUCUCUGAGCAUCUUCUUGGGUGACAUCGUCACCUCGUUCUUUUAUUUGUUCAGCAAUAAAUCCCAGAUGAUUAAAGAGAGAUUUCCAAUUUCCCCUUUUCAACUGACAACCAUGCUUGGGUAAAUAGUCACCACACUUUACUAAGUGUAGUUCCGUCAUCGGUACAUCACACGAGUGCCUCAAGUUGCUUAUUCGUGUUUUAAUCAGGACAAUGAGUUUCAUUAGUUUCCGUUGGUAAAAUAAUUUGUUUCGUAUUAUGCCUCUUGUUAUCGAGUUGUUUAAGAUUGCACUUAGCAGGCCUUUUUUGUCCCGUGUGUAUAUUCCCGUCUCUAUUUUAUCAAGUUUCCUUUUAAUCAUUUUCCUAAUCUGGUUCUUAGUUUUCAAUAUUCGUAAUUCUUUAAUCCUUCUAUUUUCACCAUUACACAGGGACAGUUCCGAUCCUUUCACGUGCCGAACUUGAACACUCGGUAUAAGAUCAAUCGUGAACUUAGUCAUUUUGACGUUCUUCUUCAGCACAAAGCCAUCAAGAGACCUCGUAAGAUACUUUGCGAUCGUGACAACCGCCAUUUGGUCAUCGAAUGUACUAUCCCUUGCUAUCAAGUCAUAAUGUUCAUGAGUCUCUCCAUUUGUCAUACAAGCUCUGUCACCUUCGAUCUUGAUUUCAAAUAUACUAAUCAGCUCAGGACGUUUCAGGCUGUUCAAACCUUGCCAUUCCUCGAUUUUGCCUUCCAUCCAGUGUUCCCUUAUUUCAUUACCCCAUUUGACAACUGGAAAAAGUGUCUCGUCCGCUUCCUCUUCCCAUAGCAUCAUUAUCAUGUUUGUGAAAUAAUUAACAAAUGGGUUCGGUAUCGAGUGAAGCCAUUCGAAUUGAGAAUCUUUAUAGAGGGUCUUCAGCAUCCAUUCCCUCUGUGUCACACGCCGACCAAUUUUAAUCAAGGCUUCGAUGCGAUAAUUGUAGAGUCUGAAUCUCAACCAUGGACAUAAGCCUAGUGGUAGCAUUAUGUGUGAGAGAUGGCAGUUAAUCAUCAUCCUGGUUUUGGGUAAUCGUAAAUUGUUAAGAAGCAUUUUCUGCAUUACAUUCAUUUUCGAUCUGCUCGACAGAUCAUUGACCAAUGUUUGAAUGUCCGUUCUGAAUUUUAGAUCGUAGCCCAAAAUCUUAUCCAUAGGCUUUGGUUUAUCGAAGUUAAUUAUUUUAGUCUUUUCUUUAUUGCAGCACAAGCCAAUCAUGAAGAAGGCAUUCGAGAUCUCAGCCUAAGUUGUUGCCAGAUCAUUCGUAAGAACUAUGAGAUCAUCCGCAAACGAUAGUACCAUCUGUCUACUCGGUUUUCUGUUCAACCAUCUCAAGGUAUCAUCAAUUCCCAUAACAAAAAGAAGAGGACCCAGUCCAAAACCUUGAAGUGCUUCCUCAUCCGCAAUCGUUUUCAAGUUGCCUUCUUCAAACAGUCUCAGUUUUCUGUUCGAUAUGAACUGCAAUAUCAUCUUCAUGGUUUGCAAGUCAAUACCCGAGAGUUUCUUUCUGAUCGUCAUUCUGUCGAGCUUGUCAAAGGCCUUCGUCAGGUCCAUAAUCAGCAUGAAUUUAAAGUCUACGUGGUUUUCAUAUACUUUCAACAGCAGAGAUUGUUUGUUCUGACCCAAAUAAGCGAAUUGGAUGUCGGUGUCAACAAUAUUGUUUUGCAAUACCCAUUCUUUGAGACGUUUAACUAGCAACGUGUCAACAAUCUUCCCUAUGAAACACUGCGUUCUUACUAUUCUGAAGUCCCCAUUUGAUUUCGGAAUUUUCGUGCCACCAGAUAUCAAAAGUUGAGGAGGAAUCCACGAUCUCAUGAAUAAUUCGUUCACCAACUCAAUGAUGACUAAUUUGCAGUUUUGCCAAACCUUAUUCCAUCUAUUUUUCGUGAAACAAUCCGCCCAGCCAGAGCUACUAUUGAAUGAUGUUUUCUCCAUCAGCGAGGCUCGUUCAGUCGCAGUGAUACCGUCAAAGCCCAGCGAGGGAAUCUCGACACCAUAUGGACGUUCUCUCGCUAUGAGGAGGUAUUUGUUUUUAAUUGUUUCGUCCCCGAUUGAAUUUCCAAUGUUGCCUCUUUCUGCCAUCAUCUUGUGUAGGACAUAAAUCGGAAGAUCAUCUGGUAAUGACCUUUUUCUAUUUCGGUAGGCAUUUAGCUUACACAAUUGUUGUUGUUUGCUUUCUCCAUUCGCUUUUUUCAUUCUUUUCUUCAUUCUCCUCGUUUUCCGAUUCUCAUCUGAUUGAUUUCGAUUGCCCUUCGGUUUUCCAGCAUUCAUGAUAUUGCAAAGCUUAACUUCAAGGAAUGGUGAUUCGAACUCCAUGACUUUAUCAUAAAUCAGCCUCUUUUUCCUUAUUAAGUAACUGUUGUUUCGUGUGAAUUUGCAUUUUAUCUGAGCAGUAAUUAUCAGAUGAUCUAAGUUAGAUUGAGAUUUGAAGUCAAUUGUUUUCCUUAACAGCCGUUUGUUUACAAGCAGAAUAUCUAUCAUUGUCCCUCCCGAGGAGCUCCAUCGCGUCACACCUGUAUUUCUGUCCGUUGGUAAGACACUUUUGUAUUUCUUAUCAAUUAAGGCAGUUUCUAAUUCUUCAAGCACCGAUCGUUUCAAGGCAUUAUCCUUCCUAGGAUCAUCGCACCAUAUUUUCAGCUCACAGUUAACAUCACCCGCAAUUAGAGUUGUUAUAUUCGUGGGCAGGCGUUUGAUUGUCUCAACCAAUGCAGUUAGACAUUUGAUGUUGUGCGGAUUUGCAUAAAUGGCAAGAAUGUUAAUCAACCAUUUCUUCUGUCUCAGUGUGAUUAGAAGUAAGCUCUCAUCCAAAAUUUUUCCUCUCAUUAUCGUCCAUUUCUUGGGCCAGCUUACACUAAUUUUGUGACCCUUGAGUUGGUUCGGGUACAUUGUUAAGUCUUCAUCCUCACUUGCUAUCACUAUCGCAUCAUCACCUAUCAGCGUCUUCAGUUGCUCUUCACUGUUCCUUGAGCGUCUCAAAUUUAUCACCACUAUCUUCACAUCCAUUUGAUCAACACGAUUCAGAUUAAAUUCUUUAUAAACACAAAUUAUGAACUUGAUUGUCUGCUACAAUUUUCACUGAUUCUUACAGAAGCAAUUAGAACAAUAUAGAGAUUAAUUUCAGAUUCAACUUUCUUCAGUACAAUGAUUAUGUUUUGUUGGUUAGCAUUGAUGAACAAUUGUGUUGUACAAAGUGUUAACCCGUUGCGAGAUUGAACUAAGUAAAAAAAGAGAUGAGAAGUUCUAAGCUUCCUUCUAUAUAGCGCCGCUUGUAGUAAAUUUAACAAUAACCAGAGACAAUCGCUUGCAGAAAGAGAGUGUAGCUUCAAGAUGGGUUUAUGAUUCUGCCAAAACAUUCAUAUGAAUCAAAAUGCAAAUUCCACUUCUUGAGCUUAAUUGUAAUUUUUGGAUUUAACGGUCGAAUAGACAGAAAGAAAGACGUUAAUCUUGAUCCUUGUUCAGUGGUAAAUUUUGAUACCUCUAAAUCGUACGAAGAUUAGAUUUGAAGGUGUCAACGUUAAUUUCUAGAGGUGAGCAAUCAUCAAAUUGUAGUUCCAUCAUCUUAAUAUCACUAAUUAAUCACAGUAAUUAAAUCUACCACAAGCAAUAGUUGUUUGCGUUGAAUUAAUGGUCUUUGUUGAAGCUCCAAUGGUUUUCAACAGAGAGACAAUAGUUUUCUCAAUAUAUUGGAAUCGAAGGCAAGUAAAUUGUUUUAAAUUGUCUCUCAUUGUAUUCCCAUUGAAUCACAUUCAAUUUAAAUUGUCAUCAAUCAGAAUUAGCAAUCGAGUCUGAAACUAAUUGAGUGUCAACCUUAAAUUUCAAAUAAUCCGUUAAUUAGUAACCAUUUUAGAUUUGUAUCUAUUGUCAAUUAUUAUGCUUGAAUGGCAAUGGAUGUGCCUCAAUUAAUUUACGUCAAUCUUAUUUGAUUUUGUUGAUUAGGUGAAUACCCUUUGAGCUGAUUCUGAGAGAU